AUGGCAAGCGACUCCAAAAAGAGCUGCCGGCAGGAUCUGGCCCGGCUGGACGUUGUCGCAGUACGCCCCCGUGAUUCCCGCCGCUUCAAUGGCCCCAAGGCAUGCGAGUGCCGUCAGGCCAUGUCCUUUUUCUUGCGCUCAGAUGACACUGAUUUUCUGACGAAUGAAAUUGACGACGCCAAAUUUUUCACCUGGUUGAAGACAGAAGCGGGCUUCUACUCAAUACAAGAUGCCUUGGCCUUUCAGACACAUCGGGGCUCGCUUGGCAUGACUGGCAUCUGUAGCCCCAUCGAUCUUUUCGCCGUCAUGGACAGUGUACAACGUGAAAAGACUUUUUGGCCUGCUGAUGGCAAAACCAUCUUCUUCCUCAUCUACGAGGUUGCAACAGCAAAAAUACCUCGGCCCGACGGCUGCACCCCUGAGGAGGCUGUUCUAGAUUUGAUGGAUGAGAACAUCGAUCUACGUCUGUGUCUCGGUAUGUCACCACCAAACCGCGUCGAGGAAAACCCGGCCUGCUCUUCUGGGAUACGAAAGGCACUUUCCCCAAGUUCCCUGUCGCGAUCGUCGUCCUCUACAUCAUUAUCAUCAGAAGACGGUUCUUCCGCCACUACUGCCUCAUCCAAGACAGUUUCAGCCAGUAGCGCACCAUCCCUGGCGACUUCACGACACUCAUUAGCAUUGCGUGAGGGUAAAAAACCACAAAUACCGUCUGCUCAUGGGAAAUCAGGAAUUCUGGCUCGGCUGAGCCAGCCAACAGCCAGCAGCAGUGCCAAAUCGAAUGUUCCGAGAGUUCGCGCUCUCAACCUCAAAUCCAGGCCCAAGCCCAUGGCCGCUAUCGCCCCUAAUGUAAUAGCGACGCCACGCCCGGCAGACACGAUAGAGGUCGACGCUGAGUACUCGGCCAUCGACGAAACUAACAUUGAUGCGACCCUUGGCAGCUACAACAACGACGGAAACGGUUCUGCGUGGCUGCAGUGCUUAGACCUCUUUUGCAUCGACGCGGUUGAAUAUGCAAACCGUGAGGCCCGCGAUAUGCAGGCCUCCAAGACUGGUCAUUUGCCCGUCAAGAAGCUGCAUGGAUCCAGGGGAGGACUGUUUGACUACCAAAUGUCGGCAGUAUUCCAGAUGCUGUGUCUGCUGCGCAAGGGCGUGCGCGGUGGCUUCCUCGCAGAUGAGAUGGGACUUGGAAAGAGCAUCGAGAUGCUAGGUAUUCAGUCAGUGCUUUUUUCCCUGAGAAGCAUGGUCGAAGAUAUUCAUGUUAAUCGCGACAAGCACUCUUUCUCCGGACCUGCAUGCAAAGCAGAGGGGCGAUACAUGAUUCGGUGCCCUUGCUACCACUCCUUCUCGCGCGAGCUGGCCGACCUUGUUCUCGAUGGGCCCACCGUCAUUAUCGCACCAACCAGCACUAGCGAGCAGAUGUUCCAGAUGACCAAGCAGAGGCUGGACCCGAAGGUAUUCGAGCUCCGCCUAGUUGGCGCCUCUGCUGGAACCGAUGGCGCUCUUUCGAGCACCGACAUGCGUGCGCUGGCUUGGAAGUCCGUCAAGAACCCAGUUGCCGGCGAACCCGACUUUCGCGGCGGCCUGUUCAGCCAGAACAAGUUUGUCAUUGUGUGCCCCGACUCCAAAAUCAAAGAAUUGCACAAGCUCAUGCCAGGCGCGGUGUACAUGGACGAGUUCCAUCAGUAUACGCAAGCUGACAAGCCUGUCGAUCGCUGGCUGAAGGCGGUUCAGGGAUGGGCGGCUCCCGAAGGCGGACCUCCUCCCUUCUUUUUUGUCGGUGGGACACCCAUCGAGAAAUCGCCAGCCGAUAUUCGACCUCAGCUGGAGAGACUUGAACAGCCUUCGUGGAGUGAAGGCCGGAUGAAGGUAGCGACGGUGAGUGCUCUGGAUUCUGUCAUUUCGCGUUACGUGGAACUACAGCAGAUGCAGAAAGAUGGCAUUGGCAUUUUUCCCUGCGAUAUACGCAACUACCACGUCCAGCUCAACGAAAUCCUCCGCCAAGUUAUGAUACGCCGCUUGGCCACCGAUUCCUUUCGUGGCCGCAUUCUCGCUCUGAAGCCCAUGCGCGUCAACAUUCAUCAGGUUCCGGUGCUACGCGGGGCUCAAGACGUUGUCGGAGCAUGCUCCAAUGCCACUCGCUCAACUGUAAUUAAACAGAUUGGGAGUGAGGAGGAGCAGUACAUAGAUCGACACUUGGACAGUGACUCAGGUGAGGAGUUGCUGGAGAGGUUAAGAUUGGCCAGUUUCUUCCCUCAGACGGCCAAAAGUCUCAAGGGCAAGGCUGUCUGUUCCUUCCUGGAGAAGGACAUUGUCAAAUGCAUGCAAGGUUGCAAAGGAGGCAUCGAAAAGUCCAAGUACUGGGACAGGGUCGAAGAGUUUACUACCAACAGCGCCAAGCUGGACACGCUCAAGAAACUGAUGCAUACGAUGCUAGAUGACAAGACGCAGAUCCCGAAUGAGCACUGUAGGGCCAAGAAAAUGUGCAUCAUAACCCCUACUGAAGGCGAGGCGUUACUUAUCUUUGCGCACCUGCGACAGACGCGAGAUUCUUGGAAGACAGGGGUCAAACCAAAACCUAUCUGGCUGCAUAGCGGCAUGUCCAGCAUCGAGGCCGACGAGGUUGUCCGCGCCUUCAAACAAAAGGGUAAUGCUACAUCCAACAUACUAGUGGCGCCCCUCUCGCGCGCCGGGACCGGGCUCGACCUCCCGCAGGCCAAUUAUCUCGUCUUGACGGGCCUGGGUUGGCGCAAGCGCGACAACAAGCAGGCCUUUUACCGCAUCCACCGUGCAGGCCAGAUACUGGAUACUCACCUUCACCUCAUCGUCAGCCGUGGCAACCCGGCAGAGCGGCGCAUCUGGGCGCGCCAUUCUGGGGGCAAGGUAGCUAGUCAAACGGCCUGGAAGGUUUUUGCCGAGAAUGACACCAUCCCCCAGGAUGAGCUUCCGGAUGCCGUGAAGGAUGCAGUGGGCAACGUGAUCUCUGAGGACUCGACACAAUUUGCCUGA
This is a messenger RNA of Pyricularia pennisetigena, 3006 nucleotides long. RefSeq lists its product as uncharacterized. Gene Ontology annotation, molecular function: ATP binding; ATP-dependent chromatin remodeler activity. Lineage: Eukaryota; Fungi; Ascomycota; Sordariomycetes; Magnaporthales; Pyriculariaceae. Bases 1 to 3006 code for a protein of 1001 amino acids. The record is from RefSeq and is a predicted model, not a curated record. The transcript has a single exon.